Messenger RNA from Asparagus officinalis (garden asparagus), 2891 nucleotides. RefSeq lists its product as uncharacterized. NCBI's taxonomy places the organism in Eukaryota, Viridiplantae, Streptophyta, Magnoliopsida, Asparagales, Asparagaceae. Bases 470 to 2758 code for a protein of 762 amino acids. The record is from RefSeq and is a predicted model, not a curated record. The transcript is spliced from 5 exons.
CCACCCCUCUUUUUCUUUUUUCUUGGUUAAUUCUCCAUCCCGAAGGGAAUAAAGGAUUGUUAAAAAUAAAAAAGUAACGCACGGGUUCAACGAGCGAUCACGCAAUUGUGAAAUUUCCGUGGACCAAACUGAAAUAUCACUCUGGGGUCGUUCUAUCAGUUUCAUUUUUCGUGGCGGUAAACUUUGGGGGCGGGAGAUGCCUAACAAAGACCAGAUUAACAGGGGAGUAAUAAAAAAGAUGAGAUAUUUCACAGCAAACGCCCCCCCAAAAGAAAAAAAAGAAACAGACGACAAUUAAGAGGAUCCAAGUAUUUUAAUUGUUCAUCAUCUUUCUCUCUUAAAAAGUCAUCGUCUGAUGACUCUCAGCGCCGCCCUCCAUUAAAAACCCUAGAUUCGUUCCUUUUCUAUUCUCUCUCGAACCCGAUCCCAGUAUCAGAGCUCUUCUCCUCAAAUUGUUCAGGGUCAAAACAUGGCAGCUGAGCUUUUGAGGCAUCAGAGCUCCCAAGCAUAUUAUGACCAUCAUCAUGGGUUUCUUUGGCGUUUGCUUCAUUUUCUUGACUUAGACCGUCGUCGUCAUAGGGGAAAGAUGCUCAAUUACAGGAGAUUUGAUCUCGACGACGACGAUGAUAAGCAUAGAGGAGGAACUACAAUUUUAACAUCAGAACAAAGUGACAAUGAACGGUUGUUGGAUAAAGAAGCAAACUUCCAGGUGGAAAAUAAAAAUAGUAUGAACUCGACAAAGAAAAGUUCUGGCAGUACUCACCUGAUUACUUUGCUUUACAAGAAGAUGACCGGAAAGAGGAAUAAGAAGUUGAAGAAUUCCUCUUCAGCAACACCCUUGCUUCGUACAAUCUCCAUUCAUCACCUUGAAUGCGAUGAUUAUGUUCUUCCUGAUGAAAUUACUCUGAAUAGUGAAUCUUCGACAGAUGAAGUAAAUUCUCAUGAGAUGGAUUUUUCUGCAAGAAGCAAACAAGGAUAUGAAUCCCAGAACAAGUAUCCUUCCAUUCUGAACAAUGACAAGGAAGUUUUCGAUUGCUCGUUGGACCUCAACAAGAAGAUUCGAGAUGCAAUCAAGGAGGAACACCGCAUAUCCAUUGACGGAGUAUUGGAUAAAGUACCUGUAGGCCACAAGCUAGGUGAUGAUGUGCAGAGAGAGGAGAGCCGAGGUGGGGAUAGCCCAAGAAGUAAAUUUGGUAGUGAAGGAUUUGUAUCUACAAAUAGCAAGCUUGCUCAUAGAACCAUUCAACGGUCACGCUCCCUUACUGAAUCCUUAGACAGAUACUCUCAUUUGCUCGAAUCCAGCUCACUUAAAGAACUUCAAAAGCUUCCUCAGAGAUUGAAUUCAGCAAGUGUGCAAGAUGACAGCUUAGCACAUAGAAAAGUUCUUCGGUCACGUUCUCUUUCUGAGUCCUUGGAUAGGUACUCUCAUUUGCUUGAGUUCAAUUCGGCUAGAGAACCCCAGAGACUUCAUCAGAGGUCAAAUUCAGUAAGGGAGCAAGACAGUAAAUUUGCAAAUGGCAGAGUUCUAAGAUCACACUCUCUUUCUGAAUCCUUUGAUAGAUACCAUUUGCUUGAAUCCCUUUCAGCUAGAGAACCCCAAAAGCUUCUUCAGAGGUUGAAUUCGACAAAAGAGCAAGAGUGCAAUUCUGCACAUAGAAGAGUUCAAAGGUCACGCUCGCUUUCUGAAUCUUUUGAUAGAUGCGCUCAAUUGCCUGAGUCUGUUUCAGUCAGAGAAUCCAAAAGACAGCCUGAGAGAUUGAAGUCAAUCCAAGAAGAGGAUGGUUUGCAGGAUAUUAAGUCCCAAACAGUUUCUGGGAGCAUUCUUUCUACUUCAGACCUUGGGUCGUUCUCUUUCACCAAUGACGGUUCAGGUGAAACACUAGCUUUAUCAUCUAAAAAAGUAGAUCCGGAUCUUUUAGCUAGUGAUGAGGAAGCAGACAAUUCCACUCCCAAUGAUCCAAAAUUAGUAGAUAUUCUUGUGAAUAUGAAGGAGAGUAUCAAACAGCCAGAACUAAAGGAUGAGUGUGAUCAAAAUGAAGCAACCAUCGUCUCACAUGAUCUAAUUGCAGAUGACAACAGCUCUAUUGCAUACAACGAGCAAGAGGAUGAAAUCAAACAGGAUGAAGUCGACCAGCCUUCAAAAUCAAGCCCACUUUCUGUUCUCGAUUCAUGUUUUGAAGAAGAAGAAGCAAUCAGUCCAGCAAAGUAUGCUGAGUUACGAGAUGCAGAGCUGAAAUCUAGCCACAUCCCUCUUGAGGCUGAGUUUAAUUACAUGAGAGAUGUCCUAGAUAAAUCUGGAUUUUGUGGAGGAGCAGAAGAAUUCCUUGAAGCAUGGUCCUCAUCCUAUGAGCCAAUCGACCAAUUAUUGUUCGUUGAAGAACUUCAGACUAUGAAAGCUGACUGUUAUGAGAUACCAUGGGAUCGCCAACUUUUUCUUGAUCUAAUAAAUGAAGCCCUGCUGGAAAUUUACGAGAGCAAUAUAGCCUAUACCUUAGGGCUCUCACGGUUUUCUUCUCAUGUUAUGCCGGUGAAUAUGGGAGAUCAUCUACUUGAGCAGGUAUGGGCAAAAGUUAGCAGGCUCCUCAGUUCACAACAAGAUCUGAAUCACGCACUAGAGGAUGCUUUGGCUCGAGCUUAUGCAAAGGAUGAUGGAUGGAUGAAACUACAUUUGGAUGUUGAGAGAGUGGGGAUGGACUUAGAGGGCUUGAUAUUGGAUGAUUUAGUUGAGGAAGUUAUUCUAGAUUUUGGAUAUGUGUGAAGUUUGUUGUUUGUGUAUGUUUUUUAUUGGGGUAUUAGUACAUAGUAUUUCCCCCUUUUUCUGUAAAUAUGUAUGGAUUUGUUUUAUGACCUUAUUCAUCUACCUGUAAUUAUCAAUAUUUUUUUGACUUAUA